This is a messenger RNA of Kwoniella shivajii, 1131 nucleotides long. RefSeq names its product 3-deoxy-7-phosphoheptulonate synthase. The coding region runs from base 1 to 1131 and encodes 376 amino acids. Lineage: Eukaryota; Fungi; Basidiomycota; Tremellomycetes; Tremellales; Cryptococcaceae. Gene Ontology annotation, biological process: aromatic amino acid biosynthetic process. The transcript has 11 exons. The record is from RefSeq and is a predicted model, not a curated record. Gene Ontology annotation, cellular component: cytoplasm. Gene Ontology annotation, molecular function: 3-deoxy-7-phosphoheptulonate synthase activity.
AUGCACACUCCUUCCAGAGUAUCAAUACGAGACGCAGUGGAAAUGCUUGAUGACAGACGAGUAAAAUGUGUUAGACCUUUGAUCCCUCCUCAAAUUUUACUUGAAGAGCUUCCGCUCUCGUUACGGGGUGCUCAGACAGUAGUAGAUGGUAGAACUCAAGUAGAAGCUAUCAUCAAAGGUGAUGAUGAUCGACUUCUUGUCGUUGUCGGACCAUGCUCAGUACAUGAUCCCGAACAGGCUAUCACUUACGCUAAGAAACUUGCUGAAUACGCAAAAGAGUCAGAGGACGAUUUGAUGAUAGUGAUGAGAGUAUACUUUGAGAAACCUAGAACAACAGUUGGAUGGAAGGGAUUGAUCAAUGACCCUGAUAUGAACGGUACUUACCAAAUCAACCGAGGACUCAAACUCGCUCGAAAAUUGCUAUUGGACGUAACAGAAUUAGGAUUACCCACAGCAGGAGAGUUCUUAGAUGUCAUAUCUCCUCAGUACCUUGCCGACCUCAGUUCAUGGGGUGCUAUUGGUGCUAGAACUACCGAAUCUCAAGUACACAGAGAGUUAGCCAGUGCUUUGUCAAUGAGUGUAGGAUUCAAGAAUGGUACUGACGGAUCAAUCGAUAUCGCCGUAGACGCUAUUAAAGCAGCGGGAUCAGGACAUACUUUCUUAUCAGUAACCAAGCAAGGUCUUUCAGCAAUUGUAGAAACUGAAGGAAACAACUCUACUCACGUUAUAUUGAGAGGUUCUUCCAAAGGUCCUAACUACGCUGCUGAACACGUUCAAUCCGCUGGGGAGAAAUUGCAAAAAGCUGGAUUACCAGCUAAGAUCAUGAUCGACUGUUCUCAUGGCAAUUCAUCAAAACAACAUGUCAAACAGAUCGAAGUGGGUCACGACAUUUCUGCUCAAUUAGCUUCUGGAUCAACAUCGCAAAUGAUCAUGGGAGUAAUGAUAGAAUCCAACAUUAACGAAGGUAAACAAAGUGUACCACCUGAAGGACCAUCAGGAUUGAAAUACGGUGUAUCAGUGACCGACGCCUGCAUCUCCCUGGAACAAACUAUUCCAUUACUAGACGAGUUGAGAAAAGGUGUACAGAAACGUAGAGAGAAUGUUCACAAUAAACAUCUCAAUGGAGAGUAA